CCUCAUGUGCUUAAAUGCCGUGAGUGCUCAGAGAGAGAGAGAGAGAGAGAGAGGAAGCAAGACAGAAAAGGAAAGUAGAUAGAAAGAGGAAGGACUGACAACCUAUUACAUAACCUGCUGUUCAACAGUUUACCUUCAGACCAAGACAAACAAACAAUCUCAGAAAGGUGGAAUAUUUAUUCGGACAUCAAAGAGACUAUUUUAUGGGUUCGAGAAUGAACAAGCGUUUAACUGGAUAACUACGACAACCUCUUUAGAUCACAGAGGCACUAAAUAUGAACAAGUGCAACAAUUCGACAUCUGAUCAGGAGGUGAUCCCACACACAGAUCUAGAGAUGGUGCUCCUGGGCACUGUAAUAGGAGUUUUGGUCCUGGCUAUCGUCUUUGGAAACGUGCUGGUGAUUACCGCAAUCGCACGCUUCCAGCGUCUACAGACCGUCACUAAUUUCUUCAUCAGCUCUCUGGCGUGUGCCGACUUGGUCAUGGGGCUUCUUGUUGUGCCCUUUGGUGCUUAUAAUAUCCUCUCUGGCAAGUGGUACCUUGGGAACUUCUUCUGUGAUUUCUGGUUGUCAACAGAUGUGCUAUGUGUAACGGCGAGCAUCGAGACUUUGUGUGUCAUAGCCCUGGACCGCUACCUGGCCAUCAUGUGGCCACUGCGCUACCAAUCCCUGCUGACCAAGCGGCGAGCCUGUUGGGUUGUGUUGGCUGUGUGGGUGGUGGCUGCCCUCAUAUCCUUUCUGCCCAUCCACAUGAAAUGGUGGGCGUCAGAUGAGCAGAAGGUGCAGUGCUGCCUGGAAGAGCCGUUGUGCUGUGAAUUCAACAUCAACAAAACCUAUGCGUGGACCUCAUCCAUCAUCUCCUUCUACAUCCCACUCUUGAUCAUGAUAUUCGUCUACGGCCGAGUCUACCUUGAAGCUCGGCGGCAGCUUCGAAACAUCUACCAAGUUGAAGGUCACAUUCGGACACAAAACUUAUGCAGUCAGGACGGGAACGAGGCGCGGAAUCGCAAGACCAGAUUCGGCCUCAAAGACCACAAAGCCUUGAAGACACUGGGGAUCAUCAUGGGCAUCUUCACACUCUGCUGGCUGCCAUUCUUUGUCCUUAAUGUGGCCACAGUGGAGAUGAAAACAGGUGCCAUCGAGUGGCUCUAUAAAAUCUUGAACUGGAUCGGCUACAGCAACUCGGCCUUCAACCCACUGAUCUACUGCAGGAGCCCCGAAUUCAGAUGUGCCUUCCAAGAACUCUUGUGCUUGAGAAGGCCUCAGUUUCCUUCUUCAACAAACAAAACAGGACAUAUCUACAGUGGCCAUUCACCAAAGCAGACGUCUUUCAUGGACUGCAGGACAGUAGAGCUGGGGACUUGCACUUUGGCUGCCAGUUCCUCCAACACAAACGGGAAUUGUAAUAGAACACUGACCGCCAUGAUUUAGCUAUUUAUUGCAUAUUGAAAUACAAUUUCUUACUGUUCUUUGCUUCCAUUUUUCCCUUGCCAUGUAUUUGAAAUGUAAAACUUCUGAAUCAUUUGGUAAGUCAACAAAUGGAAUAUGAUACCUGCAGUACAGCAUGAACGACUGUCGUUCCAAAUGUGUUUCUCCAGUUAAACCAUCUCCAUGAACUUAAAUAUUUAGGUACACAAUUGGACGAAGCUUGACAUUUGGAAUGUGGUGAUCAUAUUACGGUCUGGACACAUCUUUGUAACCUACCUCAUGACACUCAUGUGGCACAUCAUGUUUUCACCAGAACCACUUCCAAAAAAAAAGAAAGAAAAGAAAAAAAGGAGCUCUGGAAUCAGAUUAGCGUGUAUCAUGUUCUUAAGAAGGAAGUAAGAAGUCUGGUUUGGGUUCAGUUCCGAAUGAACACUACAUUGUUAAAAAAAAAAAAAAGAGUAUAGCUGAUCUGAGAUCAGCAGCAUUAUUUUUUAAAUUUUUAUUUCUGAAAGAUAGACUUGUUACAUUCCAUUCGAAAACUACAUUUGUCUUUUAAACCCAGGGACUUCGCUUUUUUUUUUUUUAAAUCUCUGUAAUUCCUUAUCUGAAGGUGGAGGGAAUCUGAGCUGCUGACGAGAAGCAACAGGUGGAGGUUGCUGGCUUCAUGUGCUAUAACCAGCUGCACUUAUGAAAAGGAAAAAAAGUGCCCAGUAAAAGUGUAUAGUUCAACCUUCCCCUAUUAACAUUUCAGCUUGAUUGCAUUCAGUGGUAACCAAAAUCGCAAUAUAUGACACAAGAAACUUCUCACGUUUGUUUUGGAGGACAUGGACAAGCAUGGAGAACAAUGCGAUGUCGAUGACGAUGUUGAUGAUAUCAUGAUUCAGUGCAGCGAUUAUUCUCCAUAAUAAUUCAUUAACCAGAUUAUUUGUGUUGAACUGCUUGAGUGCACUUCACAGUUCACAGUUCAAUGUUCUUGCAUUAACCCUUUCACAACAAAAAGCUUUCCAUUCCUGUUAGCAUCUCUGUUCACGAGUGUCAGUUUGCAUUGUUUACACAGAUUCUUGAGCAAACUGUCCAAAAGGUCAGCCAGAAGAAAAACGAAAGAAAAAGAAAGACAAAUCUCCUGAUAUGGUUCCAGCUGUCACUUUUGUUUGAUAAAACUUUGGUCUUUGUGUUUACAGCAUUAGAGAGGGAAUGUAGUGAAACCCGGUGGAAUUUGGUUCUUAGGCAGGAAGGUGUUCUGGUCCUCCUGUCAAACACAUUAGCCGAGAUCAGCAACGUUGUGUUUUGACAUGACCAGAGCUUCCUUCCUGUGUGUGUGUGUGGGGGGGGGGAGUAAGCUCGCUGCUAUAGAUCAUCUGAUUGAAUGUGCAAUUAUUUAUGAAUAAUCUGGUCGCGUUAGUUGAAUGUAACAUUCAGGUUUUGGCUUAAAGUUUAUCGCAUAAAGCACAAUAAAUGGUACUGUAUUUAUAAGGGGAGAAUAAAUCAUUUCAAGCGUUAAAAUGGUUGUACACUGUAUAUAAAGGAUAUGAGCUGUAUAUAGUUGUCCUGUCAGCAGGCAUAACGUACCGUACACGUGGUCAUGGAUGUGAAUUUGUGCUUUUGACAUGACAUUAUGACAUGACAGCUCAGAGAACUCUGCUUUGUGUCAUUCCUAAAUGCUUAAAAUGCUCUUAAUCUCUUAAUUCACAAAACCAUACUUCUUCUUCGUCUUCUUCGUCUUUCCACCACACUGCACAAUGUUACCUGACUGUUUUGUUUUGUUGCCUUUUAUUUUGUAUGCUGAGCCACUUGUCAAAAUGUAAAAAUGGGAAGAAUUAAAUGUGGUUGUUUGUAAGCA
Molecule: messenger RNA, 3267 nt
Organism: Neoarius graeffei (lesser salmon catfish)
Lineage: Eukaryota; Metazoa; Chordata; Actinopteri; Siluriformes; Ariidae
Gene: adrb2b
Product: adrenoceptor beta 2, surface b
Exons: 2
Coding region: 276-1430 (384 amino acids)
Biological process (GO): norepinephrine-epinephrine-mediated vasodilation involved in regulation of systemic arterial blood pressure; adenylate cyclase-activating adrenergic receptor signaling pathway; negative regulation of smooth muscle contraction
Cellular component (GO): membrane
Molecular function (GO): norepinephrine binding; beta2-adrenergic receptor activity
Source: RefSeq, a predicted model, not a curated record